Messenger RNA from Gregarina niphandrodes, 4593 nucleotides. Its product is annotated as non-SMC mitotic condensation complex subunit 1. The record is from RefSeq and is a predicted model, not a curated record. Gene Ontology annotation, biological process: meiotic chromosome condensation; mitotic chromosome condensation. Gene Ontology annotation, cellular component: condensed chromosome, centromeric region. Lineage: Eukaryota; Apicomplexa; Conoidasida; Eugregarinorida; Gregarinidae. The transcript is spliced from 2 exons. Gene Ontology annotation, molecular function: histone binding. The coding region runs from base 1 to 4593 and encodes 1530 amino acids.
AUGACAGACGUGUUUAGAGACCUGGACCUCUUCGACUGUGGCGAAGCUGUUCGCCUGUUGGAGAGUGUAGUUUGUGAUGAAGCUGAGUUUGAAUCUAGCAACGAUUUGGAGCUUAGUGACGCCUUUAACGCUGCGUUGCAGACGCUGAGGAGCGCCCCGGCGAUUCGAGCAGCGGGGCCUACGAUCUAUGGAAUUGUGCAAGACUGGCUGGGUGUUGAUGACGAUGGUUUUAUUACGGCUCUCGAACCCAUACUAGAUAGAUUAUGUACAGACAUGGCGGGAGCGUUGGACCGUUUCACAACCGCCAUCAUCGACGGCGUGAUCGUCGACGGCGCCCCGUCGGGGAGGGACUCAACUCAAAGUAGCGUCUCAAUGAUUGCUUGGACCACGGAGAAAUACUCGAUUUCAUUCAUCAAUGGCCUCUUGUUCUGCAUCCUCUGCCUGCUGGAUAUAUACGGAUGGUGUAAGAAACCUGCCAGCACCUUAUAUUGGCAUUGGAUAUCCUUGCUGCUGGCGGAGAGCUUUGUCAAUCCGUCGUCCGCCUCCGACAACAUCUUGCGGAAACUUACCAGUCAACCAAUCACGAGCUUGGUACUACCCUUAAAAAGACGGCCGGCAAUCGCCAGUGGGGAAGCCACGGAGACAAUGGAUGUCGAAGAUCUAUCGUUGCAAGUUUUAAGCGAACUCAUCAAGAACCCCUUUGUUAACGGGGGAUACAUGACGCUUGAAUGUGGUACAGAAUUGUAUAGACGAGUCUUGAGUACGCUAGUCGUUGAAUUUGACAAUCGAUCUCAACUUAUCAGUCGAGGCACAGAAUUAAUUGCAAACACGUGUGCGACAGCGCAAACAAUUUCUUUCCAGGCUUCGGGGUCUCAGAACGGUGCGCUGGCCUGUGGAAUUCCGUCUAGUAAAUGGUUCAGCCAAAUUUCACCGUCCUUGAAGACAACGGCGGCUCCUUCUAUCAUCUUGGCUCAUAUGGUUUUGAAGACUUUACUGCCAUUUUCAGUACAGUACAGCUCUGUGGCGACGAACACGCCCAAAGAGGUUCUGUCGAAGCAGACAGUGGCUGGACAUUUGCUAAGGACUUUUGCAGCUUCUAUUCCUGCGCUAUUUAGUGGAUCCGACGUGCUGAAGCGGUAUUUCCGAUUGCCACCUCCUGUCCGAGGGAAGGGAGCUCGACGUAAUGGGAGACUAGAGGGAUCUGAAGGCUGCAGCGACGAGGAGAUGGAGGUCUCUCAGGCGUCGGCUGGGGAGGAGCCACCAUCAGCAUCGUUGGGGAAAGCCAAAAGGGCGCGAGACUCGAAUCGCGACUUGAACCGUGAUCUUUUUGCUGAGCCGGCAUCUCCAUGGCUAGCCUUCAUUUGCAUGGCCUUGUGCAUGUUACCUGACCGCCGAGAUGUUCGAGAUCGGUUUGUGACCGUUGUAGUGGAAUGCAUUAGAGAUCAUGACGAAUUCGCUGUUGCUCUAAUUGACGUUUUGAUGCAGAUUGGUUCAGGCCAUGACAGGGGAUCUAUUCGUUUAUCCGCCUCAGAGCUGAGUGUGGCGGUGGCUUUAGAUCAUCCCGGUAUGGACAUCGAGCCAGUAAUCAAUUCGAUUGUGCUACGUUGUUCGGACCAGCAGUCGACAGUUCGAGCCAGGGCAGUAGAGCUGUUGGGUCAGGCGUUGACUGAACUGAAUCGCCGCCAGAUAACCAGCGUUCAUCGGGCGAGUAAUGUUCCAGCGACAACCAUUACUCCUCCCGGGUCACCCACAUGUUCAAGGCCAUGGUGCGGUUCUGAGAGCGGGUCUGCGUUACUGACAAAGUGGUUGCCCCGGAUAACUGCGAUUUUGCAUAGCCGGAUUCUGGACGAAAAGAGCAUAGUUCGAAAAAGCUGUGCCAGUCUGAUAGAGAGCUUGUUUGUAACGCUUGAAGCGAAUGUUCUGAAAGUACUGUCUCCUGACGUUUUGGAGAUUUUGUGUGAUGACAUUACGAUUACGGUACGCCAGAAAUUUAGUGGUUUGGUAUCCAGCCUUUAUUGCGACCUGGCUUGGCUUCGUGGCAGCCUGGGUCGUCCUGGGGAGGUGGAUCUUGAUCGCGGUAGUGCGGAUGCGGUUCUCGGCGUCUUACUCAACCAAAUGUUCCGUCUGUCGUCCGACGCCGAAGAAGUCGUGUGCAACAAGGUAUUGGACACAAUUGAGAGUCAUAUGUUGGCUGAGCAAGUCGAGGCAGUGGAGGCGAGAGAGCUAACAUCGAUUAACUACUUGGUCGUACUGAAUGAAGAACUUGCAGACCGCUACAUGCGCGCAGUGGGACGCUUAAUCGAACGCGGAGCUACCACUGGAAGCCCCACUACAGUUGUACCCGCCUUGAUGAAGAGCUUGUGCCAGGGAAUUGUAGCCAGGAUCGCAGACGAAGGGGAACGACGGGAACAACGGACUAUAAAAAGGUCUGGAACUGGGAGGCGUUUGAGACUGCGCCCCUCGGAACAACAUAAUGAAAAUGAGAGUCGCGAAUUGAGAGAGAACUCGAGAGAGGAUUCGAUGGAGGAUUCGAGAGGUGAAACGAAAUCAGCUGAUAGAACCAGCGUCUCUGCCAGGGAUAGAAGCUGGGAUAAAAGCCGGGAUCGAAGCGGGGAGCGAAGCGGGGAGCGAAGUUGUGAAAGAAGUAGAGGCAGAGAGAGAGGUAAAGAGGCUCCCGAGGCAGAUGAUUGCCACUGGAUGUGCUCUUUGUUAUGCAAUCUAGCUAUCGCCGCAAGCAGCACUACAAGCGGCAAAAAAAUCAUACAAGGUCUGUCCAAAGACUGCUUAAUGUUGUGCUUGUCUUUAUUCGAGUCUAUAAUUAAUCACAAUAACUUGGGCAACAGCCGAUCAUUGGAGCACACGCGUGUGCGUCUGGAACUGUUAAUUAUUUUCGCGGACUCAAUCGACCCGAAAAAUCGUUCCCUUAUUUAUGAGAGCCUAGAGUCGGUAUUGUACAAUUAUCUUUGCCAUCCUUGCUUAUUCCCAAAGAUUGCGACUCUCUGUGAGGUGUUAGUGAGAAGCAUUGAAGAUAAUUCGUCGGGGGCUUCGGCCAAGAGUGGUCGGCGCACCGAGGAUAAGGCAUGCGAAUUUUUGAUGCGUCUCUUGAGUAAUAGCAAGAGGACCCUGAGUAAUCUGAGUUCCAAUGAGCCAUGUGCAUUGGAACAUAUUGCAAACGCGUGCGUAGCAUGUGGUUACGUGUGCAUGGCGGCUCAGAAUCUGAACGUGGCCAAGCUAAACAAAUUUAUAGCGACGAUGGAUAAGGCAUUGGUGGUAACGUUAUUGGGAUUGGCUGGAAAUAAUAUUCUGGAUCGUACAACACCGGAAUGGUUAAGAUGUAUAUGUAUAACGUCCGUAUCCCAGAUAUUACUAAGUCAUGAGGGUUUGGCAAAAAGGUUCAUGUCCAGACUUGUUGAACUUGGUAUUGAGAAUGGUACGAUAAAUCUGGUGUAUGGAUGUUUCGACCUGACGAUAGGAAUGACAUCGGUAAUGGAUCCGUAUUUAACGUUGUUAACAUCUACCUUAUCAUCGUCGGCGGGAGGAAUUGUUUCGACUCUUGUUUCAGUCCCGAGUCUUGUUUCAGUUUCGAAUUUAGUUCCUACCUCGGGUCUUGCUCCGGUCACUCAGAUGCCACCUGUAGAGGAUUAUUCGGGAGAAUUAAGGUUCACGACGUUGCAGUUGAUUGCCCAGUUAAUCGCCCAGGACUACAUCAAAUGUAAGGGUCUGGUGGUACAUCAUCUUUUGUUCGCGUUGGGAGAUCCGUGUCCGCAGGUGAGUGGGUUGGCGCUUGAUCUGACACAGACGAUUUUGUUGCCGCGUGUUCGAGACUUGCUGCUAGUUUACUUUGUGGAAACCGUCUGCUUUAUGACGGGGUACUAUACACAUCCUAAGGAAGAGAUAAAGCCUUUUGACUCGAUCCAUCCGUUGCAGAGGGAUGUCUUAUCCGUGGCGAAAAUGAGGGAGGUGAAUAUUUCUCGGUUCGUAUGCGGCCGACCAAGACGCAUGAUCGUGUACGCUAGUCUCCUGGCUCUAUCCCAGGAGCAGUCCAAACACCUUUUGACCAGCAAAUGUGUGCAAGACUUUAUCCAACCUCUCAUCGACCAGGGCCACGACUCACUGCCCGCAGACGACGAAUCCACGCCCUGCGGCCAGGCCCUCAGCGACAUACUCGCUGUACUCGCUUCCUCCGACAUGAAACUCAUUUUCCGAGCCGCACCCCUUCUCGGCACGGAAGACAAUGACGCUGCAACAGAAGCCUCUAAAACUAAAUAUGAGAAACAACUCAUGAUCGGAUACAUGACACAGACCGUGGUACCCGUCCUAGCCAACCUCUAUAAGGCUCUGCGCCACAAGAACAGCGCCCUACAAAAAAAUGUUGUCUCCACACUCGCCGACCUACUUGCAGAAUUCCAUUCAGAACUCGAUGACAUCGUCGAAGACAAAGGACUCCGACGCAUACUCCAACGCAAACUCGAUUCUACUCAAACAGUCGACGAAAACAACCCCCAAGUCUUCGACCCCAUCAAGGCUUCUAGAAGAAGACGGCUUAAAAUGAACCUCGUCCCCGAAGAUGGAAGCUUCUCGGCUGCAAGGUAA